Molecule: messenger RNA, 405 nt
Organism: Guillardia theta CCMP2712
Lineage: Eukaryota; Cryptophyceae; Pyrenomonadales; Geminigeraceae
Exons: 4
Coding region: 1-405 (134 amino acids)
Source: RefSeq, a predicted model, not a curated record
AUGGGUUUCUGCAGCAGGCAGAUAGCGCUUGAAAAGAGCUUUCCAUUCACCCUUCAAGAAACGUCGGCACUGGCGCUUGAUAAGCGCGUCCUUGGUAGGACCAUUGGCAGAGUUGGGUACGGGAAGCAAAAAGGCGGGAAGGUGCUCAAAGAGCAGAACAAGUGGUAUAGGAUUUACUGGCAGAAGGUAAAAAGUGCCUCAAGCAAAACAAAGCAGGAACAAGCUAAACCUGCAUGCACGAGGCAAAGACACAAGACAAGUCAGCCAAAGCUCUGCAGUCUCACCAAAGAGAGGAAAACUCGGAGGUUGGACAUCAACCACUGCAAGCCCUUCGGCCAAUCUGAGGUGGCCAUAGGGCCCCCGGAGAGGGGCGGCGGAGAGUCAGCGCCUGCAGCUGGAGACUGA